AUGGGAGCUGAGAACCUCACCACAGACACAGCCUUCAUCUUGGCGGGGCUCACCAGCCAUCGGAAGACACAGGUUCUGCUCUUCGCUGUGUUCCUGACCAUCUAUUUGCUUACCAUCCUGGGUAACCUGGUCAUCAUCAUCCUAGUGCUGACUGACUCUCAUCUUCAUACACCUAUGUACUUCUUCCUGACUCACCUCUCAGGCCUGGAGAUCUGUUAUGUCACCAGCACCUUGCCCCAGAUGCUGGCUCACCUCCUAGCUGGAAAUGGAACCAUCUCCUUCACCCGCUGCAUGGUCCAGAUGUACAUUGCCCUAUCCCUGGGCUGCACUGAAUGCAUACUGCUAGGUGCCAUGGCCUACGACCGCUACUUGGCCAUCUGCAGUCCCUUGAUGUAUGCUGCGGCCAUGGGCAGGUGGCACCAGAUCCAGCUUGCUUCAGCCUCCUGGUCCGGCGGCUUCCUCGUCGCGCUGAUUAAUGUGACCUGCACCUUUUGCCUCCCCUUCUGUGGCUCCAACCAUAUCAACCACUUCUUCUGUGAACUGCCAGUGGUGCUAAAGCACACAUGUCCCAGCACCCGCUUUACAGAGCCCAUCAUCUUUGUGACAUCCACGCUAAUCCUAGUGGGUCCCCUCUCAGUGAUCCUGACCUCCUACGGCCUCAUUCUUCACUCAGUGUUACAAAUGAGGUCAAGCACAGGACGUCGCAAGGCCUUCUCCACCUGUGCCUCCCAUUUGGCUGUUGUCACAUUAUUCUAUGGCGCUGGCAUCUUUGCCUACAUGGGACCCCAGUCAAGCUCAGAUUCCGAUCGAGACAAGCAUAUUGCUGUCUUUUACAUUGUGGUCACGCCACUGCUCAAUCCCAUCAUUUACACCUUGAGGAACAAAGACAUCCAUCGGGCAGUGGGCAGGGUGCUGCAAAGACCUCACAUGGAAUAA
Molecule: messenger RNA, 936 nt
Organism: Varanus komodoensis (Komodo dragon)
Lineage: Eukaryota; Metazoa; Chordata; Lepidosauria; Squamata; Varanidae
Product: olfactory receptor 2D3-like
Exons: 1
Coding region: 1-936 (311 amino acids)
Biological process (GO): G protein-coupled receptor signaling pathway
Cellular component (GO): membrane
Molecular function (GO): G protein-coupled receptor activity; olfactory receptor activity
Source: RefSeq, a predicted model, not a curated record